Naumovozyma dairenensis CBS 421 is the source of this 444-nucleotide messenger RNA. It is a transcript of the gene DUT1, whose product is annotated as bifunctional dITP/dUTP diphosphatase. Lineage: Eukaryota; Fungi; Ascomycota; Saccharomycetes; Saccharomycetales; Saccharomycetaceae. Gene Ontology annotation, molecular function: magnesium ion binding; dUTP diphosphatase activity. The record is from RefSeq and is a predicted model, not a curated record. The transcript has a single exon. The coding region runs from base 1 to 444 and encodes 147 amino acids. Gene Ontology annotation, biological process: dUTP catabolic process; dUMP biosynthetic process.
AUGACCACAUCUUCUCAAUCACAAUUGAAAGUUCAACUCCGUUCCACCACUGCAAAAGCCCCAACUAAAGGAUCCAUCACGGCAGCAGGUUAUGACAUUUACGCAUCUCAACCUACAAUUAUCCCAGCUGAAGGUCAAGGCCUAGUCUCUACAGAUAUUUCAUUCACUGUCCCACUAGGUACAUAUGGAAGAAUUGCUCCAAGAUCUGGUCUAGCGGUAAAACAUGGUAUUCAAACCGGUGCAGGAGUAGUGGAUAGAGAUUAUACAGGUGAAGUUAAAAUAGUUCUUUUCAAUCAUUCCAAAAAAGAUUUCAACGUCGAGAUUGGUGAUAGAGUGGCUCAAUUGAUCUUGGAGAAAAUCGUAGAUAACGCUGAAUUGGUCAUCGUGGACUCUUUGGAAGAAAGUUUAAGAGGUGAAGGUGGAUUUGGUAGUACUGGUAAAUAA